UGUAGAUGAUAUGAAGCAUUUGAUGAUGGGCAAAGAAAUUAGCAUGUGUUGUACUUUUGUUUUCAAAGUAUCCUUUUCAUGCAUGAUAGUAAUUAUAUUAUCGUAGCCUUUAGAUCCGUGAAUGAGAAAUGAAGAGAUGCUGUUCCAUAUCGGAGGAAGGAGAAGAAUUAGUUUGGAAUAAAUAGAAAAGAACUUCUCUGUAACUUAAUGAGUUGGGAAGAAGGCAAACAUUUUGUCAUCGCUCAGUUUGAAUUCGGAUUUGGAUUAUCUGAUUGAUUGAUUAUUUGUUGGAAUGUUACCCCUUUUUAUCACAAUAAGUCAAUACUUAUUUGUUAGCUAUAUAUACUACGGCAUUGCUUCAGAAUUUGUUAUGAAAUUUUUGAAAUACAUCUCCUCUUUCUCUAAGCAUUGUUUUCAGAAGAAAUAGAAUUGUGUGCUUUGUUUGGUGUGGCACUUGAUUUAUGUUGGAAUACUGAUGUUCCAACAGAGGUAAAUUUUGUUUCACUUCGAAAGAAAUAGAUUCGUGUUUUUUUUCUGUAAUUCUUUACUCGUCUUUGAAGAGUUGUUAAGAGGGAAACAUACAUUCUUUUUUAAAUGGACUAAAAAGGAAAGCAAGACAUUCUUUUGUAUCUUUUUCUAGUGUUUAUUUUGGGCAAGUUUGUGUUAUAUUGAAACAACUUCUCUACCUCCAAGGUAGACAUAAAGUCUUCUGCGUACACUCUACAUUUCUUAGACCCCUACGUUGGGUAUGUUGUUGUUAAGUUUGCAUUGUACUGCAGAAAAUUCCUAUAGGUUUCUUAAAGUUUCUGAAUGGACACGAUCAAUAUGAACAUGCUAUCCUGGGAAGGGCAGGUAAAACGUGGUUGGUGAAGGUGAGCAGUUGGCUAUUAGAAGAGGGUUGGAAAAUGUUUGCUAAGGAGAAUGAUUUGCAAUUUGGGAGAUUUGUUGAUUUUCAAACAUGAAGGAGACAUGGAAUUUGAGUCAUCUAGUGACUGCGAUGAAAAUCGCUUCAAAGAAACCUCAAAUUUUUCAAACCGAUUCAGCCAGGUUUCAAUCUUGGUCCUAAAAUUCCCAUAGAUUUCUUGAAGUAUCUGGAGGGAAUGAACCAUAUUAAACAUGCAAUACUGAAAAGUAUGGGGAAAAAGUGGCUCGUGAAGGUGAACGGCUGGCGAUUAGAAGAGGGUUGGGAAAAGUUUGCAGAGGAGCAUGAUUUGCAUUUGGGAGAUUUUUUGGUCUUCAAACAUGAAGGAGAUAUGGAAUUUGAAGUUUCCAUCUUUGAUUCAAGUCAUUGUGAUAGAGAAUACACAGAGUAUCUGCUGGAAGGAGUCGAUAAUGCUGAAGAGACUUUCAAGAAAGUGAAAUUCAAAGAAGCUGCUACUCACAACUGUAGGGGUCAAUCUCAUUAUCAGUGCAUUGUCAGACCAAAUUACAUUUCAAAUGGUUACUUGCGUCUUCCUAAACAUUUUGCAAUCGCAAACGGUCUUACCAACAAGAAAUGUGAUCUGAUUGUAAGAGAUGAAAGACAAAGAUCAUGGAAUUUAAGGCUUGUUGCCUAUGAUUCAUGUGUCCGUGUAUAUGGUGAAUGGAGUAACUUCUGCAUUGUGAAUAACUUAAAAAAGGGAGAUUAUGUGACAUUUGAGAUCGUUCCUUAUGGAGAAAAAAUUUGCACAAUUAAACAUCUUAGGCAUAAGAAGUCGGACGUGACUACUCCAAUGUCGCAAACACUAGCUUCAACAUCUGCUGAUACCAACCCACAUUUCAUAUCCACUAUCAAACCUUACGCCUUCACAAAAGCUCUUUUAGUAAGAUAUCUUCCCAUGGAUUUUGUAAAAUCAAAUGGUUUGAUGAGUAGAAGUGAGAUGAUUCUUAUCGACGAAAAGCAGAGAUCAUGGUCAGUAUGGCUAGGGCAAACAGGACAUCAAUUUGGAAUUAAAAGGGGAUGGACGCAGUUCAGAAAUGCAAAUGGUAUUCAAUUAGGAGAUACUUACAAGUUUGAACUCACCAACAAUGGCACAAUACCUAUAGCUCAUGUAAGUAUUCUGGAAGUUAAAGGAUGCGAAUAGCCAAGCAUCAUAGAAGCCAUUGACAAGAUAAUAUGAAGCAGUUGUUGAUGGUAAAGGAAACUUGAGUCUAGGGUUUUGUACCGUUUUCUUGUUGCUUACUACCUUUUCUUACUGUCUCUUUUUUCUUCACUUAAGUCGAGGGUCUUUCAGAAUCAACAUAUCUACCUCCCGAGGUAGUAAAUAAGGUUUGUGUAUAUUCUGAAAUUUCACUGAUAUGUUGUUGUUGGUAGAAAAUGAUUGUGAGGAGAUCAAAAUCUUUAAAGGACAGUAAAUUUUGUGGGCUCAAUAUUAUUUCAAGGUUUGUUUGUGUUUAGAUUCAUUCAUAUUGGAUGUUAAAAUUUUGAUUCUUUGAUCGAA
Messenger RNA from Solanum lycopersicum (tomato), 2420 nucleotides. The record is from RefSeq and is a predicted model, not a curated record. NCBI's taxonomy places the organism in Eukaryota, Viridiplantae, Streptophyta, Magnoliopsida, Solanales, Solanaceae.